AUGGAGACUAUUCAAGCAAUCGCAAGAGGCCAAGAGGUUAUGGCAAAAAUGCAAGAAGAAAUGAACCAACGUGCCAGUACUACCAAUCCUCCUACCCCUCUAGCGGUCGAGAUUCCGACUCCAGUUCCUCAAGUUGAUCCUCCAAUUAACAUUAAUGCACCCGGCGGUGUUCCAAAUGAUAAUCCUCGUCCUCAUAUUUUUGAGACAGAUGACCAACUCGAUGCAUUCUUCAACCCAAAGGAUGCUUCUCAGGAUGACGCCUUCGGUUCGGUAACCAACAAGGUCGAGAGGAAGGUAAAGGCUAUCGAGGAAAAGCUCAAAGCAAUGGGGAGCACUGACAUUUUGGGCCUUAAUGCGGCAGAAAUGUGCUUAGUACCUGGGGUCAUCAUUCUGGCCAAGUUCAAAGUUCCGGACUUUGAAAAAUAUAAGGGAAAUAGCGACCCUAGAACGCACAUUAGGGCAUACUGCCAAAAGAUGGCUGCGUAUUCCAGCGAUGAUAAACUUUUAAUGCAUUUUUUCCAAGGUUCCCUCAGUGGGCAUCUUUGGAUUGGUACAUGCAACUCGAGGUUGCAAAAUCUGACUCAGAGGUCUGAGGAGUCCUUCAAAAAGUAUGCCCAGCGGUGGAGGGAAUUAGCUGCUAGGGUACAACCCCCAUUGCUAGAAAGAGAACUGGUAGACAUGUUUAUGGGAAACCUGCAAGGUCCAUACCUUGAUAGAAUGGUAUGGAGCACCUCUUCGGGCUUUUCCGACCUGGUCUUAGCCGGUGAAAGGAUAGAAAAUAUGAUUAAGAUGGGAAAGAUCCAGAACUCUUCCAGUGCUUCUAGUGCAUCGAAGAAACCUUUUGUUCCCUACGGUAAAAAACGAGAAGGCGAGACCAAUGCUGCCUCCAUCAUUCGAACCAGAAAUCCCACUUAUCCACAAGUAGCUGCCAUAGCUCCCAUCCAACCGAGUCAACAACAACCAUUUGCAAUUCCUGUUCAAACUCAACAACAACAAUGGUAUCAACAACAACUGCAAUGUCAACAACCACAAUAUCAACAACAACAACAAAGGAUGCAAAGGCCCGAGAGAAGAUUUGACCCAGUUCCCAUGCCUUAUAGCCACAUUCUACCAUAUUUAUUGAGGGGAUCACUUGUACAACUAAGGGAGUUAGGACCCCCACCAGCAAUUCUUCCUCCCGAUUAUGAUGCAAAUGCCCGCUGUGAAUUUCAUUCUGGCGCUCCUGGGAAUUCGAUCGAGAAUUGUAAAGCAUUAAAGUACAAGUUUCAAGAUCUUAUUGACUCUAAGGCAAUCACGUUCUCCCCCAAGGGGCCGAAUGUAAAUAAUAACCCGGUGCCCCCUCACAACAAUGCAUCAGUGAAUAUGAUGGAAGCUGACAAUGGAAGGAGAUUGAUGUCCUGUGUGGACGAGUUAAAAACACCACUCAUCGAGAUCAAGAAUGCUUUAAUGAAGAAUAAUGUCUUUCCCAUCUGUGGUAAUGACUGUGAACACUAUCUGAUUAACCCGCAACAAUGUAGAACAUUGAAGUCUGUCAUACAACAAUUAAUGAACCAAGGGAUCUUGGUGGUAGACUGCCCGUCCACAAAGGAAUAUGUGUCUACCCUCGAGAUACCAUACGACGAAGUCCCUCCUCUGCAAAUUCCAUAUGACUUCUCUCAGUUAACUCUGUCGACAAAUCCUGUUACUCCAAUCAUAAUAACAGUUCUCACACCAUUCCCAUAUGUUGACACCAAGGCAGUCCCAUGGAUGUAUGACACCUCAGUCUACAUUCAUGGUCAGAAGAUUCAAGAAGAACCGUUGAAGUCUAGUGACCCAAUGAUCAAUAUCACCAGCACUAGCGGAGUCACGAGAAGUGGAAGGAUAUUUGCACUGACACCCACUCCAAUUGGAACUAUCAAUCCUUCAACUUCAGACAAAGGCAAAAAAAUUGAUGGCGCUUAG
Molecule: messenger RNA, 1941 nt
Organism: Lathyrus oleraceus (garden pea)
Lineage: Eukaryota; Viridiplantae; Streptophyta; Magnoliopsida; Fabales; Fabaceae
Exons: 2
Coding region: 1-1941 (646 amino acids)
Source: RefSeq, a predicted model, not a curated record